UUUCNUCAAAAAUGAGGAGAAAACAGAAGAAGUGUACAAGGUUGAUGAAAAGGGGAUGCGGUGGUUCUAUACAGGAGACAUAGGGCGAUUUCACCCUGACGGCUGUCUCGAGAUAAUAGACCGGAAAAAGGAUAUUGUAAAACUUCAGCAUGGAGAGUAUGUCUCUUUGGGCAAAGUGGAAGCUGCUCUAAGUAUAAGUCCCUAUGUUGAAAACAUAAUGGUUCAUGCUGAUUCAUUCUACAGUUACUGUGUGGCCCUUGUGGUCGCAUCCCAACAAACACUUGAAGGUUGGGCUUCAAAGCAAGGAAUAGACUUUGCCAACUUCGACGAACUAUGCGCGAAAGAAGAAGCCGUGAAAGAAGUGUAUGCGUCUCUUGUCAAGUCGGGUAAACAAUCGAGAUUGGAGAAGUUUGAGAUACCAGCAAAGAUCAAAUUGUUGGGAUCUCCAUGGACGCCAGAGUCGGGCUUAGUCACAGCAGCACUAAAGCUUAAAAGAGAUGUAAUUAGGAGAGAAUUCUCAGAAGAUCUCACCAAGUUAUAUGCCUAAACUUCUCUUCUUCUUAUUCCUCUUCCUCUACUUUGUGUGGUUCUAUAGACACAGCAGAUGCACAAAACUUGUUUCUCUUUUACAAUUGUGUCUCCAACAAUCUCUUAGGCUUUUGAGACCAAAAGUCUUUACAACUUAAUGGGCCGUUUAUCAAACCAAGUCAUAUAAUUAAUCUCUGUAAUUAAGCCA
This is a messenger RNA of Camelina sativa (false flax), 736 nucleotides long. NCBI's taxonomy places the organism in Eukaryota, Viridiplantae, Streptophyta, Magnoliopsida, Brassicales, Brassicaceae. The record is from RefSeq and is a predicted model, not a curated record.